AUGACCUUAGAUGAAGUCAACGCCCUGGAGGACAUUCAGGACUAUUGGUACCAAAAAUUGCGACGAACACAUGGUCUUGAUGGAACUGAGCCACAGCCUCCGGAAAGCACCGAAGAUUUUAAUGAUAUAAGAACCCGACAGCCUGGAUAUCCAAAUGAGUUCUCACAUUCGAUGGAAUCCCACGACGCCGUCAAAUACCAAAAUGAGCAAGGCUGGGACGCCGAGCUCGAGGACGAGCAACUACACGAAGAUUCUUUCUUUAGCAGCUAUGAGGAGACUCCAGGCCUGUCGACUAGAGAUGGAGAUGGGCUGGGUAAUGGCUAUUACCGCCAACAACAUCAAUACCGCCAGGAACCAUACAGCCAGUCGGAUUACCACCAAGGUUACUCAGACCCACAGCCCUCUCAGACGGCUUAUGAAAGCGAGCUGAAUGGCAGUGACCUGUCACACCAUUAUCCUUUCUCAGUCACACCAGCAGGGAGCAACUCCCCUGAGAACGACCAGCAAGAUGAACCUGUAAUCUCCAACAUUACACUAUCUCCAGAGAACGAGGCUGUUGUCUCUUACGACGAUGGCUUUUCUGAUUCUGUUCCUGAGUUUUACAACUCUUAUCCCUAUUGGCAACAAUCACAGUCGACUCCAAAUUUUUACGACCGCCUGGAUCUCCAGCCGAACGAAAGCUGA
This is a messenger RNA of Glarea lozoyensis ATCC 20868, 684 nucleotides long. RefSeq lists its product as uncharacterized. The coding region runs from base 1 to 684 and encodes 227 amino acids. Lineage: Eukaryota; Fungi; Ascomycota; Leotiomycetes; Helotiales; Helotiaceae. The record is from RefSeq and is a predicted model, not a curated record. The transcript has 3 exons.